Molecule: messenger RNA, 678 nt
Organism: Prunus armeniaca (apricot)
Lineage: Eukaryota; Viridiplantae; Streptophyta; Magnoliopsida; Rosales; Rosaceae
Source: the annotation of a GenBank genome assembly
AUGAGUAUCCUCAGAAACCUCCUAGUCUUCUGCAUCCUAUGUGUCACUCUCCUCUUUGCAUCAACCAGUGCAGCUCGUUUUGAUAUCCGAAACAAUUGCCCCUUCACCGUCUGGGCAGCCGCCACGCCAGGCGGUGGACGCCAACUUAAUAGAGGCAAAAGUUGGGGCCUAGACGUGGCUGCCGGAACCAAAGGGGCUCGCAUUUGGGCCCGGACCGGAUGCAGCUUUGAUGGAGCCGGACGUGGGAGAUGUCAAACAGGUGAUUGUGGGGGUGUCCUCCAAUGCCAAGCCUAUGGCCAACCCCCAAACACCCUAGCUGAAUAUGCCCUUAACCAAUUUAACAACUUGGAUUUCUUUGACAUUUCCCUUGUUGAUGGCUUUAAUGUUCCCAUGGACUUUAGUCCCACGUCUAAUGGGUGCACUAGGGGUAUCAAAUGUACGGCUGAUAUUAAUGGGCAGUGUCCUAGCCAACUGAGGGCUCCAGGAGGCUGCAACAACCCUUGCACUGUGUUCAAGACUGAUCAAUAUUGCUGCAAUUCUGGGAGCUGUCAACCUACAGAUUUCUCUAGGUUUUUCAAGAGUCGGUGCCCGGAUGCUUACAGCUACCCUAAGGAUGACCAAACAAGCACAUUUACAUGCCCUGGCGGGACCAACUAUAGGGUUGUGUUCUGCCCAUGA